This is a messenger RNA of Histoplasma mississippiense, 930 nucleotides long. RefSeq lists its product with no specific name. Bases 1 to 930 code for a protein of 309 amino acids. The record is from RefSeq and is a predicted model, not a curated record. NCBI's taxonomy places the organism in Eukaryota, Fungi, Ascomycota, Eurotiomycetes, Onygenales, Ajellomycetaceae. The transcript has 2 exons.
AUGUCGUUCUUCCAUUUCAAUCCAAACGCCACGGCACCAGGCACAAAAUUUCAGCGGACGCCGGUUUCCCAUGCCCAGCAAUCUGCGAUCGGAAAGCGAAUCGAUAAGAACAAGAAACCGGUCAACAAAGAGCCUCCUAAGAUACGUGAAAGUCAAGUAACCAGCUCAAAUGUGAAGGCAACAGACAUUCAGAACCAGAACCUAGAUUUGCGUAUCGAUACAGGCGACAAUGAUUGGGAUUCGCUGCGUAGUCUCUUCUAUGUCGACGAUUCCGAUCCACCGGAUACAUCGAUGUCCAUCGCUACAAAUAAACGAUCCCGCGACUAUGAAGAUGAUGAGGAGAGCAACACCAGUUUUACCCCAAAGUGCAGCGGCUCUUCCAGUGACAGCGACAGCGACAGUGUUGUGCUGGAUACCAACUCGAGCAAAAAUAUGCCGGGGCUGUUUUACAAACGAAGUGAUGUGGUGUCUAAGCCCCGAGUCCAGAGUGCUGCAGGCAGCAAAGACACAUCCAUCGCCAUUGACGAUGGUGUCCGGGAUCUGAGCGACGAUGAUAGGAUCCCAAUUUCCCAAACCGCGCCAAGUACAUGCAGCUUGGCACCCAGUGUCGGGAGUGAUGACGAGUCCGGCUCUGAGGGUCGGACCCCACCGCCGCCAAUGUUGAUUGAAGAUGGCGGAGUGACAACAGAGGAGUGGUUGGUUGAUGAGAUCUUGGCGGGGGAUGAUGACCGAGGGAUGCGGUGGUACUUGGUGAAAUGGAGAGGCUACGACCCUUCUUGGCAGCCUGAACAUGAUCUGAUCCCUGGAUGUGAGGAGUUGGUCCAUGAGUUCCAGGCCAAAUCGGGGAAGGUAGAGAGUCACGGAUCCCUUAAGCGGCGUGGGAGACCGCCUUUGAGGAACCGCUCCAAGAAGGCGCGGUUUACAUUUUAG